Castor canadensis (American beaver) is the source of this 1943-nucleotide messenger RNA. It is a transcript of the gene Slc5a8, whose product is annotated as solute carrier family 5 member 8. The record is from RefSeq and is a predicted model, not a curated record. Gene Ontology annotation, molecular function: organic acid:sodium symporter activity. Gene Ontology annotation, biological process: sodium ion transport; propanoate transmembrane transport. NCBI's taxonomy places the organism in Eukaryota, Metazoa, Chordata, Mammalia, Rodentia, Castoridae. Gene Ontology annotation, cellular component: extracellular exosome; membrane.
AGAAAAGAAAGCAGCGCAACCACAGAGGCUGAAACCCGGAGACCGGGCUGCGCGUCGCGGGGCCACCAGUUUGCGCGCAGGGCGCGGGGCAGCGCGCGGCCACGGCCAUGGACGCGCAGCGGGGCAUCGGCGGCUUCGUGGUGUGGGACUACGUGGUGUUCGCCGGCAUGCUGCUCAUCUCGGCAGCCAUCGGUAUCUACUAUGCCUUGGCGCGGGGCGGCCAGCAGACCUCCAAGGACUUCCUGAUGGGCGGCCGCAGCAUGACCGCUGUGCCGGUGGCGCUGUCCCUCACCGCCAGCUUCAUGUCAGCGGUCACCAUCCUCGGCACCCCCGCCGAGGUCUACCGUUUCGGGGCCAUAUUCAUCAUCUUCAGCAUCACCUACUUCUUGGUGGUGGUCAUCAGUGCGGAGGUCUUCCUCCCUGUGUUCUACAGGUUGGGCAUCACCAGCACCUACGAGUAUUUAGAACUUCGAUUUAACAGAUUUAUUCGUCUCUGUGGAACAGUCCUCUUCAUUUUUCAAACAAUUUUGUACACUGGAAUUGUUAUUUACGCCCCUGCUCUGGCUUUGAAUCAAGUCACAGGAUUUGAUCUGUGGGGCGCAGUAGUGGCAACAGGGGUGGUCUGCACAUUCUACUGCACUCUGGGUGGUCUUAAAGCAGUUGUCUGGACAGAUGUUUUUCAAGUUGGAAUCAUUGUGGCUGGAUUUGCAUCUGUGAUUAUACAGGCUUCAGUGACUCAAGGUGGCAUCAAUGCGAUUUUAAGUGAUGCCUAUAAUGGUGGAAGAUUAAACUUCUGGAAUUUUAAUCCUAACCCUUUGCAAAGGCACACGUUCUGGACAAUUAUCUUAGGAGGGACCUUCACAUGGACCAGCAUCUAUGGUGUCAACCAGUCCCAAGUGCAGAGAUACAUUUCCUGUAAAAGCAGAUUCCAGGCAAAACUGUCUCUCUACAUCAAUCUUGUGGGACUUUGGAUAAUCCUUAUCUGCUCAGUGUUUUGUGGAUUUGCCCUGUAUUCCAGGUACCAUGAUUGUGAUCCAUGGACAGCUAAGAAAGUGUCUGAAGCAGACCAGCUCUUGCCUUAUUUGGUACUGGACAUAUUGCAAGAUUAUCCGGGGGUUCCUGGUCUUUUUGUGGCUUGUGUUUACAGUGGAACAUUAAGCACAGUAUCCUCCAGUAUAAAUGCCUUGGCAGCAGUAACUGUGGAAGAUCUAAUUAAACCUCACUUCGGGUCCCUCUCUGAAAGGUCUCUCUCUUGGGUUUCCCAAGGAAUGAGUGUGCUGUAUGGAGCCCUUUGUAUUGGAAUGGCUGCCCUGGCAUCACUAAUGGGAGCUUUGUUACAGGCAGCACUCAGCAUAUUCGGCAUGGUUGGUGGACCACUUCUGGGCUUGUUUUCUUUGGGCAUUUUGGUUCCUUUUGCCAAUUCAAUUGGAGCAUUUGUUGGUCUGUUGGCUGGAUUUAUCAUUUCUUUGUGGGUUGGAAUUGGAGCUCAACUUUACCCUCCACUUCCUGAGAGAACUCUGCCAUUACCCCUUGAAACCUAUGGGUGUAACAGCACAUACAAUGCGACAAAUUUGAUGACAACCACAGAAAUGCCAUUUUCUACUAGUGCUUUUCAAAUACAUAACACUGAAAGGACUCCACUGAUGGACAAUUGGUAUUCUUUGUCAUAUCUGUACUUUAGCACCCUUGGAACUUUGACAACUUUAUUUGUGGGGUUGCUUAUCAGUUUACCAACAGGAGGAAGAAAACAGGAUUUAGAUCCCAGAUUCUUACUAACCAAAAAGGACUUUUUAUCCAAUUUUGAUAUUUUCAAGAAAAAAAAUCAUGUUUUAAGCCACAAGUCUCAUCCUCUGGAGGAUGGUGGGACUGAUAAUCCUGCCUUCAGCCACAUUGCAUUGAACUUCACAGAUCAGAGCAGCAAGGACAAUGGGACUCGCUUGUGA